Molecule: messenger RNA, 1533 nt
Organism: Solanum dulcamara
Lineage: Eukaryota; Viridiplantae; Streptophyta; Magnoliopsida; Solanales; Solanaceae
Product: protein FIP1-like
Exons: 14
Coding region: 194-1234 (346 amino acids)
Cellular component (GO): late endosome; lysosomal membrane
Source: RefSeq, a predicted model, not a curated record
ACCGACCAUGAACCGGACCUGAUUGAAUUAGUAGUGUUGGACCGAUUCGACCCGACCCGACCCCUUGACGCUCUCUUCUCCACCAUUUUUGUCAUUUUCAAAGGAAUUGAGAAUCUGCUAAAUGAUUUUUGAAGAAACUGUAAAUAUUGAAAAGGGCAAAAAUUGUUCAAGCUAGACGAAGACGAAGAAGAAGAUGUCUACGGAAAUUUCUUUAAUCUCAGCAUUACCAGACGAAAGCAAUCUGUUCGUGGACGUACUGCAUGAAGCACCUCUAUCCGGUCAUAGGAAGCCUACAAGCCUUAUUGGAAGUAUUUUCUACUGUUUCUUAUUGGCAAGCUUUGCUGUUUUGGCGGUGGGAGCUACAUGGAUAUUUCACCCUAUAAAAGGAUUAGUGUUCCCACUUCUUUGCAGUUGUAAUGUUGCCCUCCUUGUUGUCACAGGCAUUUUUCAGCAAUAUUUGGUCUAUCAAGUUAAGAAAAUACGGUUACAGGGGUAUUAUAUUUUCAGCCAGAAACUGAAGCAUAUUAUUCGCCUACCAUUUGCUACAAUCGCGUAUGGAACCGCUGCGAUGCUGCUUGUCAUGGUUUGGGACCCACAUAUUAGCAUCCUCUCUAUGUCUACACUACUCAGGAUUGUCAUGUUGACGGAAGUAGUAUGUGUUGGUUCUUUCAUGACAGUCUAUAUUGGUUGUGUUCACCAGUACAAUUCGUUGGAUUCCCAGCCUGAUGUUUUAAAGUCACUUUAUUCUCCACUUCAACCAUCAAGUUCUCUGGAAGGUUUGAGGUACCAGGAUGGCGGUCGACUAUCAGAUCAGCAGAUGGCGUUGUUGCAAUAUCAGCAAGAAAAUAUACACUUUUUGGGUGAGGAGAUUCUUAGACUGCAAGAAACCUUAAGCAAAUACGAAAGGUCUAAUGAUGGGAGCGCACCUCAGGUAGAUCUUGCUCACUUGUUGGCAACUCGAGAUCAAGAGUUACGCACACUCAAAGCUGAGAUGAAUCAAUUGCAAUCUGAGCUGAGGCUUGCUCGAUCUAUUAUAGAGGAGAAGGAUGCCGAGAUUCAGCGUAUUCGCAAUGUAAACAAUCAGUAUGUAGAAGAAAACGAGAGACUCAGAGCUAUUCUGGGAGAAUGGAGCAGCCGAACAGCUAAGCUCGAACGUGCUUUGGAGCUGGAAAGGAUAUCAAACUUGGAACUGCAGAAAAAAAUAACCACACUGAAGACUCAAACGCGUGAAUAGUUCAACCCGACUAACCACUGGGUUAGCAAGUAGUUACUUUUUUAGCAGUUAGAUCUUUUGCUGCGUAUAAUUGACCCUUGUGGUCCAGUCCUUCCAUGGACCGCGUGCAUAGAGCUUUAGUGUACCACACUGUCCUUUUUUAGAUCUUUUGCAAUACCAUUUUUGGAAGACCUAAUUGUCCUAUCUGCACAUGUACAGAUUAAGCUCAAACAAUAGUUUGCUUGAUGUACCAUCUUUCAGACUUUCAGCUUUGUAUAGUUUUUGACACUACUAUUUAUCUCAUAUCUUUUCUUCCUAUA